UGUCAGUGUCAGUAGCCCAGGACUCAGUCCCUUUGUUCUCCUUCCCCUAACCCAGGAGGAAAAUGAUCUUGAGAUACUACUAUGCCUUACCAGAAGAUCAGUGGUAUUGGUCCUUCAUCACGCUUUUACUAUGUUCUGACUGAGUAAUCAGAUUCGUCUAGUGGUAGAAACCCGCCCUAUUUCGUGGGCUGCUCGGCCGCGGGGUGCACUACCACUUCUGCUCGCGGAGAACACGACUCGCUGGCUCUUAGGAUCGGCUUCUCGUACUGCCUCAAGCACCUAGAACUUUCUGAAAAUGAAGUCAGAAAUCGAGUCAACGAUAGUUUAUGCGUCGACUUGAGCAUGAUUACCGUGAUUUUCUACAGUUUACAGCUGAGUGCGAAUGGGCAGGUUGAACAAUUAUCCGCGUUCGCACUCACCGGUGAGAAUUUCUCCGCCGUGAUAAAGACAACUAUCCGAGCGACUCAAAGCCCAAAUCUGAAAGUCAUCCCACCGGAAAUCUUCGACGUGAUAGCGGAGGAUUUAACUGCUGCCAUCACGAGGUUUCUUCAAUGGACGCGUAUGGUACAUUCCAUGAGAACGCGGGGCAAUCAGGAGAUGAACAACAUUUUGCUCACAGCACAUGGAGGGGCCUGUGGAGAUCACGUGUACUUGAUCAGGGCCAUGUUGGCCUGUGGUAUUGAGCCCCCCCACUUCCGGCUUGCGGAUUCCGUCGCACUCCAUAACCGCUUUAGUAAGCAGGAAUGUCUUGAAAGACUCGCGGCAGAGCACACUAGCCGGUUGACUUAUUUACCUUAUAGUGCUUGUAGCACAGCACGAAUUCUCAGGGCUAUAACGAUCUCCCAAUUUCCAAAGACAACGGAAGCCUGUUAUACUUUCAGUGUCAGCUACAUCGAGUUUGCGAAUAGGACGGGCCUGGGCAUGUACGGUAUCAGGGAGCUUCCCUUUUUUUUGUCUGAUUUUCUGGAAAAUGCUUUGAAUUGAUAUCUUACUGUACUACCAGUCUUAUCAGCGUGAUAGAAGUUGGUAUAGUGACUCAUGGAUAGAUAGAAUUUCGCCCUCAUUGUGAACUUGGAUUGAAAUGAAAUCAGCCUAGAGUCUGCCACCGAUGAAGCUAUACACGCA
This is a messenger RNA of Aspergillus uvarum CBS 121591, 1125 nucleotides long. RefSeq lists its product as uncharacterized. The record is from RefSeq and is a predicted model, not a curated record. NCBI's taxonomy places the organism in Eukaryota, Fungi, Ascomycota, Eurotiomycetes, Eurotiales, Aspergillaceae. Bases 343 to 984 code for a protein of 213 amino acids. The transcript has a single exon.